AUGAAAGACGACCCGGAUUUUAACAUAAAGUUUGUGGCUAUGAUUGAAACAAGUCCGUGCAUAUAUGACCACACAAAAGCAGAUCAUAGCAAUAAACAAAUAGUUGACAGAGCUUGGGAAAUGAUUGCUAAGCAACUAUCAGCAACAGUAUCGGAUUGUAAAGAACGAUGGAAAAACUUAAGAGGUUCUUAUACCCGCCAUUUAAAGUCAGCCAUUGGACCUUCUGGUGCUGCUACAAAACCCAAGAAGCCUUACUACCUCGCAGAAUACAUGCACUUUUUACAUCCAUUUACCAAGUCUCGCCAGUCAGUGUCAUCCAUGAGUAACGAUUAUAACUUUUCUUGCUCACAAAAGUCCAUUAGUCCCUCUGAAGGGUCUAAUAAUGAAGAAAAUAGUGUGUCUAAUGUAUUCGAAGACGAAAUAACAUUAAAUCAACAUGAAGACAACACAUCGUCUGAUGAGUUACCUCCUCACCCACCAAAUAAAAAACUAAAAGUGUCGAAACAAGAUGUAUCUCUUUCUGACGUAAAUAAAUCAGCUUAUGAUUAUUUUCAAUCUAAAAAAAAUAAAACUGGAACUUCCGAAAAAGCUCCUCAAGACCCUGACGUAUCAUUUCUUAUGAGUCUUCUGCCAGACAUGAAAGAUAUGAAUAAGGACCAAAAGAGGCGAUAUAAAAUUGGAAUUUUAAAUAUGGCUAUGAACAUAUUGAAUGAGAAAAAUGUAGACACAACAACGACGUCCAACAAUUCUACGCCAUUGAUUAAUCUAGAUCAUCAACAACAACGUCCUGUCUACGAGCUACUGCCCCCUUUUAACCAACUAAAUAUUCCAUUCCCAAUUUAUCCCAAUGAAGAACAACAAGGUUCAAUAUUAUUGGGACAAACAAGUUUUUUAACAAAGCAAAGUGACAUAGAGUUUCCAAGAAGAAAGUAG
Adelges cooleyi (spruce gall adelgid) is the source of this 933-nucleotide messenger RNA. RefSeq names its product transcription factor Adf-1-like. Gene Ontology annotation, cellular component: nucleus; transcription regulator complex. The transcript has 2 exons. Bases 1 to 933 code for a protein of 310 amino acids. Gene Ontology annotation, molecular function: DNA binding. Gene Ontology annotation, biological process: regulation of transcription by RNA polymerase II. NCBI's taxonomy places the organism in Eukaryota, Metazoa, Arthropoda, Insecta, Hemiptera, Adelgidae. The record is from RefSeq and is a predicted model, not a curated record.